AUGCAUGUGCUGUACUGCCAUGACAAAACAAGCACUCUGCGAAUCGAGUCCCUCACGCCGGAAGCAGACAUAGCAGAAGCCGAGAGAAAGCAAGUUGGUGUGCCGCUGAGAGGGAGUGGUCAAGCACCCGGGCAGCACGCAAAGGAGUGGGCUAUAGGCCUGGUCCUGGAGAUCGUCCACUGUGAGCUCGGCCCGAAGCUCCCGCUGCUGCUGAAGGCCCUGGAGAAGAUCAAGCUUCGGCAGCUCCAUCUGCGGCACAACGAGCUGGUUGAGGAGGGCACCCGCCAGGUCAUCGAGGUCUUGGCUUUGCAGUCCAACGGGACGCUUGCGGCACUGAGUCUUGCCUACUACUGCAUCGGCGUCGCUAAUGUCAAGGCUNNGGCCUUCGCUCUGCGGACAAACAGCGCUUUGAUCGAGCUGAACCUGAGCCAUGCCUGCCUAAGCAGCGAUGGCAUCAUCGCUCUCGCGGAGGCAAUGAAGCAGAAUCGGACCCUCAAGCAGCUGAGCCUUCGGCGGCUCGAUCUGACGGGCUGCGAUUGGGGCGAUGUGGGUAAGGCCGCGGUGGCAUUGGUCAGGGCCCUCCAGACCGGCCAGGUGAAGGGCGCGGUCUCCCACCCGGCGCUGGAGUUCCUGUGCAUGUUGGAGGCUCGCGUGCUCUCUCUUUGA
This is a messenger RNA of Symbiodinium necroappetens, 666 nucleotides long. NCBI's taxonomy places the organism in Eukaryota, Dinophyceae, Suessiales, Symbiodiniaceae. The record is from the annotation of a GenBank genome assembly.